UGAUAGUAUUAUAUACAAAAAUCUAUAUCUAUAUAUUUUCUCUCCAAAAAACUUCAAUUUUAUUUUCAGAUCUCAACAACCAUGUCUUGCUACAGAGGAAAGUAUGCUGAUGAACUAAUUGCCAAUGCUGCUUACAUUGGUACCCCUGGUAAGGGUAUUCUCGCUGCUGAUGAGUCGACUGGCACAAUUGGAAAACGUCUAUCCAGCAUUAACGUUGAGAAUGUCGAGUCAAACAGGAGGGCACUCCGUGAGCUUCUUUUCUGCACUCCUGGUGCCCUUCAGUACCUUAGCGGAGUUAUCCUUUUUGAGGAAACUCUAUACCAGAAGACUGCUGCAGGUAAGCCGUUUGUUGAUGUCAUGAAGGAAGCUGGAGUCCUUCCCGGUAUCAAGGUUGAUAAGGGUACCGUUGAGCUUGCUGGAACCAAUGGUGAGACCACUACCCAGGGUCUUGAUGGUCUAGCCCAGCGAUGUGCUCAGUACUAUACUGCUGGUGCUCGGUUUGCCAAGUGGCGUGCAGUCCUAAAGAUUGGUCCUAACGAGCCAUCCCAGCUUGCAAUCAAUGAGAAUGCUAACGGGUUGGCCCGUUAUGCCAUCAUCUGCCAGGAGAAUGGUUUGGUCCCAAUUGUUGAACCUGAGAUCCUUGUUGAUGGACCCCAUGACAUCAACAAGUGUGCUGAUGUGACUGAGCGUGUUCUAGCUGCAUGCUACAAAGCUCUGAACGAUCACCAUGUGCUUCUUGAGGGUACCCUUUUGAAACCCAACAUGGUCACACCUGGGUCUGAUGCCAAGAAGGUUGCACCAGAAGUAGUAGCCGAGUACACAGUCAAGGCUCUGCAACGAACCAUGCCACCAGCUGUCCCAGCUGUUGUUUUCUUGUCUGGUGGUCAGAGUGAAGAGGAGGCUACUGUUAACCUCAAUGCCAUGAACCAAUACAAGGGGAAGAAGCCAUGGAGCCUGUCUUUCUCUUUUGGACGUGCCCUACAACAAAGUACCCUCAAGGCUUGGGCUGGAAAGGAAGAGAACGUUAAGAAGGCUCAGGAUGCGUUUCUUACCAGGUGCAAGGCCAACUCUGAGGCUACUCUCGGAAAGUAUCAGGGAGGUUCAGGUUUGAGCGAAGGUGCAUCUGAAAGCCUCCACGUCAAGGACUACAAAUACUAAGCUGCUGCCGGUUGGUCUAUUUGCUUACGGUUACUAUUUUUUGUGUUUUUAAAUGACAGUUUUGUCUGAUUGAGGUGGUUUUGGACCUAUUUCUAUGCUGCGUUUUAUUUUAAAACUGACUGAUCCAAGUAGGAUAUGGUUACAAUAAAUAUGAUAAAAACAUCGGCGGCUUUAAGGUUUGAUUUAUAUUAUGAAUAUGAAUGGUUUAGUUUUCCAUA
Erigeron canadensis is the source of this 1376-nucleotide messenger RNA. RefSeq names its product fructose-bisphosphate aldolase 6, cytosolic. Gene Ontology annotation, biological process: glycolytic process; fructose 1,6-bisphosphate metabolic process. Gene Ontology annotation, cellular component: cytosol. Bases 82 to 1158 code for a protein of 358 amino acids. The transcript is spliced from 3 exons. NCBI's taxonomy places the organism in Eukaryota, Viridiplantae, Streptophyta, Magnoliopsida, Asterales, Asteraceae. The record is from RefSeq and is a predicted model, not a curated record. Gene Ontology annotation, molecular function: fructose-bisphosphate aldolase activity.